GGCCGCGCGAGCCGGGCCGGGGUGACCACGGGAGCAGCGCGGCCCCGGCGACCAAGACAGUGCGUGUUGAGCCCUAACCUCGGCUCGAGAUGAAUAGUGACCAGGUCAUACUAGUGGGUCAAGUGUUUGAGUCCUAUGUUUCAGAGUACCACAAGAAUGAUAUUCUUUUGAUCUUGAAAGAAAGAGACGAAGAUGCUCACUACCCAGUUGUGGUUAACGCUAUGACCCUUUUUGAGACCAACAUGGAAAUUGGAGACUAUUUCACUGUGUUCCCCAAUGAAGUACUAACAGUUUUUGACAGUGCACUUCGAAGGUCAGCCUUGGCGAUUCUGCAGUCCCUUCCUGAGCCCGAGGGAUUUUCUAUGAAGCAGAAUCUUCAUGCCAGGAUAUCAGGUUUGCCUGUUUGUCCAGAACUGGUCAGGGAACAUAUUCCUAAAACCAAGGAUGUGGGACACUUCUUAUCUGUCACUGGGACAGUGAUCCGAACAAGUCUGGUGAAGGUUCUGGAGUUCGAGCGGGAUUACAUGUGUAACAAGUGCAAGCAUGUAUUCGUGGUGAAGGCUGACUUCGAACAGUAUUACACCUUCAGUCGGCCAUCUUCCUGUCCAAGCCUGGACAGCUGUGAUUCCUCCAAAUUCACUUGCCUUUCAGACUUGUCUUCAUCUCCAGCCAGAUGUCGGGAUUACCAGGAAAUCAAAAUUCAGGAGCAGGUGCAAAGGCUGUCUGUUGGAAGUAUCCCACGAUCUAUGAAGGUUAUUCUAGAAGAUGACCUAGUGGACAGUUGCAAAUCUGGGGAUGACCUCACCAUCUAUGGGGUUGUAAUGCAACGGUGGAAACCCUUUCAGCGAGAUGUGCGCUGUGAAGUGGAGAUUGUCCUGAAAGCCAACUAUGUCCAAGUGAAUAAUGAGCAGUCCUCAGGGAUGGUCAUGGACGAGGACACUCGAAAAGAGUUUGAAGACUUCUGGGAAUACUAUAAGAGUGACCCCUUUGCAGGAAGGAAUGAGAUACUGGCCAGCUUGUGUCCUCAAGUGUUUGGGAUGUAUCUAGUGAAGCUUGCUGUGGCCAUGGUACUGGCUGGUGGAAUUCAAAGAACUGAUGCUGCAGGAACAAGGGUUAGAGGUGAAUCUCACCUUUUAUUGGUUGGGGAUCCUGGCACAGGAAAAUCACAAUUCCUUAAAUAUGCAGCAAAGAUUACACCAAGGUCCGUUUUGACCACAGGAAUUGGAUCUACUAGUGCAGGUCUGACAGUGACAGCUGUAAAAGACUCAGGAGAAUGGAAUCUAGAAGCUGGGGCCUUGGUGCUUGCAGAUGCUGGUCUCUGCUGUAUUGACGAAUUUAACAGCCUUAAAGAACAUGACAGGACCAGCAUCCAUGAAGCAAUGGAGCAACAAACCAUAAGUGUUGCUAAGGCUGGCCUUGUUUGUAAGCUGAACACAAGGACCACCAUCCUAGCAGCAACUAACCCCAAAGGCCAAUACGACCCCCAGGAGUCUGUGUCUGUGAACAUUGCCCUUGGCAGCCCACUCUUAAGUCGAUUUGACCUCAUCUUGGUUUUGCUCGACACUAGGAAUGAAGACUGGGAUCGUAUCAUUUCUUCCUUUAUCUUAGAAAAUAAAGGUUAUCCAAGCAAAUCAGAGAAUCUGUGGAGCAUGGAGAAGAUGAAAACCUACUUCUGCCUCAUUCGGAAUCUCCACCCCACACUGUCUGAUGUGAGCAAUCAAGUACUCCUCCGAUACUACCAAAUGCAAAGGCAGAGUGAUUCCCGGAAUGCAGCCCGGACAACCAUCCGCCUGCUGGAAAGCUUGAUCCGAUUAGCAGAAGCUCAUGCUCGCCUGAUGUUCCGAAAUACCGUGACUCUGGAAGAUGCGAUCACAGUGGUGUCCGUGAUGGAAUCCUCAAUGCAGGGAGGUGCACUACUAGGAGGUGUGAAUGCUCUUCACACCUCCUUCCCUGAAAGCCCACGGGCACAGUACCGGAAGCAGUGUGAACUCAUUCUGGAAAAGCUGGAACUCCAGAGCCUCUUGCAGGAAGAACUUAGAAGACUUGAACGGUUACAGAAUGAGAGUGAACACCAAUACCAAUCACAUUCACUAGAGGUGGAGAUGGCUCCAGGUUCCUGCAAAAAUGAUCCAAGGGACAAGCCAAGGUUCAGGACUUCAACACAGCAGGAACAGGGCUGUAGCUGGAGUCCCACAGAGAAGUCUAGUGAAGAGUCCCCACCUGAUCCAGGGCUUAAUAGACCAACAAGUUGUAACCACUCAGCUGAGAACAGAGGUGGCAGAGGUGAUGGUUUAGCCUGGUUGGAACUCACAGCAAGUCCUGAGAUUGCACCAGAAAGCACUACUGUGUCUCCCAAUCUGAAAGCAACUGAGGAAAAUGAGGAUUUGAAAAUCUCCAACAAUAAAUCUCAGGGCAAGGAGAAACAUGGGCCACAGCAAAGAAGCCAGUUAUUAGAAGCUGGACAUCUUCCAUCACCAGGAGCCACGGAUGCUCUCUCCCAGUCUCACAGUGCUGAGAGUACAAAGGCAAGACAGGCAGCACUUGUAUCUGAAGCAGGAUGGGAUGGUGAACAAGACUCUGGACUGACUCAUGUGCCCCACAGACUCCCCGAGCUGCAGAAGGAGGGGUCCCAGAGCUUGUGCAGAAGCACAACCAGAGUGCGAUCACUGCCACCCACGGUCCCUCUUUCCCUGUCCAUCCCUUCACCUGGGCCAGAAAAAAGAACAAGAACACCCAAAAGAAAGAGACAGAAGUCUGCUCAGGUGGAAGAGCCUGAACAGGAAGGUACUGAGACUAUGACUACUCCAGUAAGAAAGCUGGCCAAAUUCACAUUUAAACAGAAGACAAAACUGACCCACUGCCCUGAAGGCCAAGGUCCCAUGCCCCCCAGUGCUAGUAAAAUAGCAGUUGACAGUUCUAAGAUUCCCCAACAAAGGACAAGAAGAGAAGCGGCUGUGCCUGUGGCAGUGCCAGGAAAGUUGCCAUCCACUUCAGGAGACAGAUGCUCUGACCAGCUGCAGGGAAAGACAAAGGAGCUCUCACGGCAGCCACCAGAGAGAAAUCCACCAAGAGAAGAGAGGGAGCAGGGCCCCAAAAGAAGGGUUGUUCAGCCCAAACUGGAGCCUGGGAACCAGGCUGGGCAUUCGCAUCUAGCCUGUGAGAAAGACAGAGAGGAAGGAGUUUCUCGUGGUAAUAAAAGCAGCAAGGUUCAUGCUGGCACGAUAGCCAGACUGGCAAACUUCUCUUUCACUUCCCCAUCAGAAUCCAAAUCAGAGUCCCUCCCUCCUAAAAGGAAGGACAGCAGGGACAGGAGCCAUAGCCCUCCCAUGACGACAGCUCCGGUGCUCGGCCGGCAAAGGCAGUCUUUCCAGUUGCAGCAGCCCACUGAGAGAGCAAAUCGUUCCACCUUCUCCCUCUUCACUCUAUCAGAGCUAGAUGACGAGGCAUUAGAUUUUGACUGGGAUGAAGAGAUGAGAAAAAAGCCCUGAUUGUGAAAAGCUUUCUGGUCAGAAUUGUCUUCCCCAGCCCAACCAAGUGCCUUCAAAGUAUACAAGUAUACAAGUGGUUACAGGUGUGGACACGGUGUGUAUUAUGUGGCCAUGCAGAAGCCCAACUCCCUUGUCAGGUUCAUCUUCGUGACUUCAAAUGCUGAAUAAUUAAUUUCAGUCGGUGUGAUAUCAGCACUUGGGAUGAAGGAAUUAAUGCUUCAUUUUACAAAGAUGACUUGCCGUCAAGGGCAUUCCUAGGUUUCACUUGGCUUUUGUUUUCGUGUUUUGUUUUUUGUUUUUGGUUGGUUGGUUGGUUGGUUUAGUUCAUUUUGUUGUAUUGGUUUUGUUUUGGGAUUUGGUUUGGUUUUCAAUAGAGGAGUUUUGUUCUAAGUUUCUCUCUCACUCAUCCAGACCAAAUGGCAGGAUGGUGGCACUCAUAAAUCUAACAAGGCAGCUGAGUGCUUUCUGUCCUGCUUUGCAUUUCCUACCCAGUGCGUACUGAAUUCAGUAUUUAUUAACAUUUGGAAUGACUUGCUGAAAUCAUGUGGUUUUCUCAUACCUCUGUGUUAAUUCUCACGCAUCAAAUUAAAAGGGCCUGGUGGUUUUCUGUCUUCGAGAUGCAUGCUUUCAUUGCACAGCAUCCUCAGGGAAGCCACAAGGUAGCUUUCAGAAGCCCUGAUCCUUGGGCUUGGUCUUUUCCUCUUGAGCCAGCAUGCCCUGUCUUUGAUUCCUAUUUGCUCUCAGAGCUUACCUUCAAUACAACUUGAAGCAUGUGGUUAGAGGAGGAGUGAGGUCCAGAAGGCCAGCUGUAGCCCUGUCACAUCGGCAUCAGUGUGGAAAUGUGAUCCAUGAUAGCUUCUCAUCUAGUUAUAGUCAUUUUAUAAAACCAAGAAAAUGUGGAUUGGGAUAUGGCUCAGGAGUAGAAUGUAUAUGUAGCACGUAUGAAGCCCUGGAGUAAAUCCCCUACACUGCAAAUACUAAAUACAUAAAGUAAUAAUAAAAUAAAACCAAAGAAGUUUCCAUGUCUGGUGGGAAUAGAUGA
Molecule: messenger RNA, 4530 nt
Organism: Grammomys surdaster
Lineage: Eukaryota; Metazoa; Chordata; Mammalia; Rodentia; Muridae
Gene: Mcm9
Product: minichromosome maintenance 9 homologous recombination repair factor
Exons: 13
Coding region: 90-3488 (1132 amino acids)
Biological process (GO): double-strand break repair via homologous recombination
Cellular component (GO): nucleus; MCM complex
Molecular function (GO): ATP hydrolysis activity; ATP binding; single-stranded DNA helicase activity
Source: RefSeq, a predicted model, not a curated record